Molecule: messenger RNA, 435 nt
Organism: Lutra lutra (Eurasian river otter)
Lineage: Eukaryota; Metazoa; Chordata; Mammalia; Carnivora; Mustelidae
Product: divergent paired-related homeobox-like
Exons: 1
Coding region: 1-435 (144 amino acids)
Biological process (GO): regulation of transcription by RNA polymerase II
Cellular component (GO): nucleus
Molecular function (GO): DNA-binding transcription factor activity, RNA polymerase II-specific; RNA polymerase II cis-regulatory region sequence-specific DNA binding
Source: RefSeq, a predicted model, not a curated record
AUGGGGACACAACUAGAUCUCGGGAUGUCCAGCACAGGGGACCGUCCUAAAGGAAAGUACCAGAAACAUUCACAAAUGAAACAGACCAUGUUCACUGAGAAACAACUGGCCGAUUUGGAAUCCUUGUUCAGCAAGAACCCAUACCCCACUCUCAGCCUUCAGAAAGAAAUGGCCUCGAAAUUGCAGAUCCAUCCCACCGUACUGCAGGUUUGGUUCAAGAACCACAGAGCAAAACUCAAGAAAGCCAAACAGCAAUUAGCUGGAGCAGAAGUCAAGACCAGCUCUUCCAAGGGACCCAUGGAUGCCCCUCCAGAAUCCCCCCGUGGUGCCCACCAAGCCUUCCUGGUUUACACAGACCACCCAACACCUUCCUUCCAACUCAGCAUAUGCUCCAAUCUGAAGGUUCUCCCAGACCAUUCUGUUGGCCACAAAUAG